This is a messenger RNA of Adineta steineri, 606 nucleotides long. The record is from the annotation of a GenBank genome assembly. NCBI's taxonomy places the organism in Eukaryota, Metazoa, Rotifera, Eurotatoria, Adinetida, Adinetidae.
AUGAAAACUUUCGUAAUAUUCUGUAUUAUUGUUUUCAAUAUUUCACAAUAUAAAUUUGAAAGUUUACCAUGCAGAACAAAUUGUUCGAAUAAUGGUACUAUAGAUAAUGAAUGUUGGCAUGAAGCUUUAGCAUAUCGUUCAUCAGAAUUAAUUAAACAAAUGUUUUCAUUUGCUAGUCUUUCAGUACAUGUUGAUACUUUUCAAAGAUAUCAUCCACAUGACUUUAAUGAUUCUAUAAAACUUAUUGAUGAAUCAUUGGAAAAACAUUUAAUUAAUGAAUCAGCUGAUAGCCAUUUAAAUAUAAAUUUAUUUACAGAAACUAAACAAAUUCUUGUGAAUUUCUGUCGAAAUUUAACAACAACACAAGUAGAAUCUGUUGAUAAAAUUCCAUCAUUAUCAUGUUCAUUAUAUACAUGUUCUUCUGAAGUACUUAAUCAUUUAGUGCUUCUUAUUAUCACUGCUAUAUUAGCUGGAUUAAUUCUAAUUGUAUGUAUGGUGCAAUUUAUCCAGAUGCGUCGUCGUUUACCAUCUUUAAUAACUAUUCAACAAGCGAAUACUCCACUUAUAAGUCCUGAUUCUACUAAUCAAACUAGUAUUAAUGCUUAA